Molecule: messenger RNA, 3972 nt
Organism: Ictalurus furcatus (blue catfish)
Lineage: Eukaryota; Metazoa; Chordata; Actinopteri; Siluriformes; Ictaluridae
Product: BEN domain-containing protein 5-like
Exons: 7
Coding region: 347-1336 (329 amino acids)
Biological process (GO): negative regulation of DNA-templated transcription
Molecular function (GO): DNA binding
Source: RefSeq, a predicted model, not a curated record
CAUUAGGAUUAAACGCGACCGUCCAUUAGGAACCAUCGGGAACCAUUAAACACCAUUAGUGUCCCAUUACAAACCAUCAGUGUUACAUUACAGGCCACUGAAAACACAGCGAUUUUAGUCCGGACUCGAUGUAAAGACCUGAAACUGUGUGAGCAGGGUGGUGGUAUUGAAUUUGGUGUAUGUUAGGGUGGUGUUUUGUUGUUUUGAGAAAGCAGCAGUUAGACGCACGACUGGGAUACAAAGAGCAGCGACUUGCUCUGCUGCAGCUGCACGCGCUGCUUUUCUUCUACUACACUAUUUAAGGUUGCGUUAUCAAACGGAAGGUCUGGUUUUAUUACACUUUAAGAUGUCGCGUCGAAAGCAGACAAAGCCGAGUCCUCUGGAAGAUCAUGAUAUGGACCUUGAAAUCUCAAGGAUUCCUGCUCCCUACAUGGAAAGUGAGGAGGAAGAAAGAUUACUGCAGGAUGAUUGCGAGUAUCACAGUGAAACCUCAGAGAGAGAAAAGAAGAGUGCGGUGGAAUCACAGAAAAUCUCUCUGCUGGAGCUCAUGAAGAAACAGAUCACUGUCAAGAGACAGAGGGAUUUCUUGGACAGUGAUGAGGAGUCUGUUGUUUCUUAUAAACUUUACCAGGAACUUCAAGAUAGUUACGUAAUGCUGAAAAAACGUCUCAGAGAGAAGGACGUGAUCAUUGCAGAGAAGGACACUGCAAUUAGGAAACUGAGUGAAAAGUGCAGAAGGAUGUCGGUGGAGUUGGACAAAAUCAGACAAUUAAAUAUUUGCCUUCAAGAACAACUUUUUUUAAAAGACGAUGGAAUGCAGACACAGCACACAAUGUACACAGAAAACACAGAAUGUUCGUAUGAGCCCUAUGAAGAUGUAUUGGAUCCUAAAGUGACGGAGUUUGAAGAACCCCCACCUGAGGAUCUCGUAGAGAAGGACUUCGGGAGGGUGGAUCUAGGACAUGGUGUCCUUUUGGACAAUCAAAAGUGGAAAGCCAUCCAAAGAAUGGAUUCUCAUUCUAAGUUUUGUAAGUCGUUGGCCGUAGCCAUUUGGGGCCUUGAGACGCUAAAGGAGAGGAGUGUGACCGGCUCCAAGUCUAAUGCCAUCAAAGGUUCUGUGGCGAAGCCUCCAUUAUCACCAGAGAAAGUUGGUGUCAUUAGAGAGUGCCUGAAGGAUCGACUACAGCAGCGUGGCUAUCAGAAGGAGGAAGUUGAUGGGCAGCUGCGUUUGGUUCGACGUUUUCUUUCGGAGAAAAUUUGCGACAUCAAAAGGAAAGUCAGUAUAAAUUUAGAGGGUACCAGCCCCUCCACUAGUUCUCAAGUUUCUCAGACCUGAAGAUUUGCCACUCAUUUUGCUACUGGGUGCCACAGGAUCUACAGCUACAAAGGACUGUGAAUGACUGUGAAGUGGAAGAAACCUUCCUCCAUUAGUUAAACAAAGUGCGUUUUUAGGUUCAACCCAAUUAUAGAACAGUUAUGCAUACUACAGUGUUAUCAAAUGUGAUGGUUACUGUGGUAUAAGAGAAAUAAACCAUUUUGUAACAUGCUAUUAUUAGAAAAUAAUCAACUUUGGGGUGGUUACACGGUACAGUUGUUGAUUAUUUUCCUAUAAAACAUGCCCUGUGGUGGUUUAUUCCUUACUUGUAGUUUUAUUGCUAUUUAUAUGUAAAACCAAUUUUGUCUACGUAGUGCUUUAUGUACUUUUGAUUUUAUGUUUUGCGGGGUUUUGUUGGUCGCCCAAACAUUACCAACAUGUAAUCCAGAAUAGUAGAUUUCACCAAACAUUUCAGCAAAGAUGAUUGAAAGAGAUUAUUGAUUAUUAUGUGUAGUUGGUGGUCAAUUAACAGGUCAGAAGCUCAUGAAUUCAGCAGCCGUUAAUGUUCAUAAUCUGCAAAGAUGAAUUUACCAAACAUAAAGGCACAACAUUCAAAGGAGAAACUGAGAUUACUGUUGUUAUUUCAUUUUGUUCCAUAAAAAAGUGCCCCUCUGUAUCUCAUUCUCUAAUCACAUUCAAUAAGCACCUGCAGUGUUUCAGUGAUGAAAUGCUGUGCACUAUAUUACGGUAGCUGUAUACUGCAUGUAAAGACAGUAAGUCAGUAAACCAUCUCUUCUUUCAUGGAAAACUCUCAGUAUGCCUUUGUUUGGACAAUCUCCCAGGACAGCUGGCAGGUCCAGGGGCGUAAAUAAGACCCUUUGAUUUCCCUAUUCCAUUUUCUAAACUCUAUUUUUGCAAAUUUCAGGAUUCUUUGUUUGGAUAUUUAUAUUCUACACCUUUAAAAGGUCUAUAUAGAGUGUUUCUCUAGCAGAACAAUUCCAAGUAGAACCCUUUUUUCUACUGAUUAAAUAUAGGAAAUCAAUUGCAUUUAGUGUAAGUUUGCUUUUAAUGUGUAACAUUUCUUAUCUAAAACUAAUGGAGACAAAUAAAAACAAAAUAUAUAAACAAAACUCUGAAUGUAUGUACCAUUCUGAAUGGUGGGACGAAAAUUAGAUAAGUGUAGACUUUCAGUGUACCUGCUGGACUACUGAAAAAAAUAGCCUAACAUUCCCUAGAAUGCUCAGUGUAAUAGCAAAGUUUAGCUUAUCUAUUAGUGAGGAGUUGACCUGUCUAUCUUCUCUACACAUGUAAUAUCUACACAAGUUUUUAGCUGAUGGUACUUAUAUGUAACUCUAUACAAAGCACAUCAUAAUUUUUUUGUUUUUGCUAAUUUACUUUUAAUUUUUUCGCUGCCAGGAAUGGGCAACUAAUAAGCAUUAGUUUUGUGAAUUUGUAGCAUAUUCCCUUUGAAAGCACUUUUUAAAUGAUUUAUUUUCUAAAGUCACUUAUUCACCAAACCAUGAGCCAAAACAAUAGGUUUUUAGGUGUGGUAUAUCUCAUAUCUCAUUUAAUAUCUUAACCUUAGGAAGAUUAAGGUAUGCACUAACAUGGAAUAUAGUAAUAUUGCCAUUUAAAUAAAUGGGAUUGUUUAGCAAAACAUGGAUUCCAUAAAAAACAAACUUACUUCCAGUACAGAAAGUAAUUUGUUAUAUUUCUCCUGUCACAGUUCCUGUAGGUGAUUAUUGUGUCCAGUAGAUGGCACUAUAGCCAUUUGCUUUACAUUUACAUCUACAUUUAGCUUGCAGGUUGCCAACCGUGGUUCUGGAGUACUCCUUGUCCUGCACGUUUCUAACACACUUAACACAUAACUUUACACACAACACACUUCACAACACAGUUAAGGCUAUUAAUUAACUGAUUAAUUAACUCAGGUGUGUUGGAGCAGGAAAACACUAAUGCAUGCAGGACAGGGAGGUUCUCCAGGACCAGGGCAGACAAUCUUAUUUAGCAGAGAGACUUAUUAAUACUGAGGCUGGUUUAUUUUUCUGAAUCGUAUUUGCAUUGAGCCUCAAAGAGGUUUAUAGAUAAUUGCAGUGUGCAGAUGGACUGAAGCAGUGAUCACCAAGCACAACCACCAACCUCUUCCUUGAUAUUUUCCUUCCUGCAGGUUUCAUCUACAACUAAAAUCUAACACACUUGUUUUAGUUGAUCAAGAACUUCUUAAGGCAAUGAUUAGAUGGUCAGAUGGGCACAAUUAUAGUUGGAGCUAAAGUCUUCAGGAAGGUAGGUGUCCAGGAACAGGGUUGAUGACACUGGAGUAAGGUGUACAUGCAAACGAUUGAAAGUGCAGGAAGAGAAAGUAGGGUGAAUUCAGACAUUUUGGAACAGUUUUUGAAUUUCUAACUUGUCAAAGCUUUCUUGCCAUUAAUAAAACACAAUCCCUCAACAUGUGAUCCAAAUCCUCAAGUUGUUUACAUGUGACUUUUUAAAUGAAUUAAAAUUCGAAGGGGAGGAAAUGUCUGUCAUAUUCUAAAGAAGCAUGGCUUAAGCUUUUGUUAAUACUAACUGAUAACCAUUUGGGACACAUAUUUCAUUGUUUUGUUCUGUUUUGUUUUCAUCCUCAAAUAAAUGUUUAAAAUGUUAUUUAGUUCUAGCAC